AUGAUACCCGCUAAUUCCCAGCCAUCCACAUCGAAACGGAAAGGACUUGAAGACGCGAAUCCACUCGGAAAUGCAGCAAAGAAGUCAAAGAAAGAGCUAAAGAGCAGUAAGCGCAAGCUCAACGGAGAGGAACAACCUGGUGGUCUGGUUAUUGUCCGCGCUCCGCCAUCGCGUCGACGCAGCUCGCAGGGCAGCGAUACCCUACCUGUGACACUGUCCCAAUCCCAAUCCCAACCGCGAGCUUCGUCCCGUCCUCCAUCCAGUCAAUCACAGCGCUCCCAGCCCUUGGAUUCGUCUAGACAGCCAUCGAAGAAGUUCAAAGCCGAUGGAAGCACCGCGGCGCCACGUCAACCGGCGAAGGGCAAGAGCAGAGAGGUUAUGGAUAGCACGCGAGCUGAUCCGGAGAUGGAGGAGGAUAUGCGGCUCAUGCAGUCUGAGGCAGACACGCUGCGCCGCAAGUCACAAGCUGCUGGGAGCUCGCUGGGAGCGCUCCAUUCCGACUUCCCGAUUCUCCCUAAAUCGAGUAGACCGCUGGCGCCUCCAUCACAACAAAGGAUACACGACGCGUCUAUACCGGUUCCUCUGCAGGAGACUCCACAGAUUGAGCGAAAUAGAUUCAUGCGCGGGGAUGCACCCACCCAUAGGCGGAAGAGCUCUCUCAGUCGGGGAAAACGCAUCAGCUCUAGCUAUGAAGCUACGGGCAUCAUAUCCCAGCCUCACACUUCGGUAUCCGACUCCAGCUUCCACAAACAUAUUGAUGCUGAUCUACCAGAACCAGCGCGCGUUCGCCAGUUGUUGAUCUGGUGUUCGCACCGAGCCAUGAACGAGCACUCAGGGGAGUUGCAGUCGCAGCAGGCAUCUUCCUCUAGAAAACGGGAGCCACAACAGUCCGGAAAGGAUCCACCACUGUCGUCGGAGGGACUCCAGGUGUUAAAGCGAACACAGGAGAGGGUGAUCAAGAUGCUUGCGGAAAAGCAGAUUGAUACCAAUAUUUAUGUGAUAGACGACGAGCCUGAUGUCGUGGGAUCUAAGCGGGAGAACGAGCAAAACGUGAAAAAUCGAGCGCGAGAGAUCAAGUUUAAUGCGCACAUUCAACGAUCGAAGGCGGAGGAGGAUGCGUGGAUGGAAGUGGUGCAUCACUACAAUGCAUAUCGAGCCGAAGUUUUAGCUGACCUUGACAAGCACGAAUCCGCGAAGGCUAAAGGCAAGCAACGUGCUUCUCCUGAUGAAAUCGACAAGUGGGAUGUGGAUGAGCGUGUGCUGUCGGAACAGUUCCGAGGCGGCGAGGGUGUCGACUUGGCGCGGAAAGUAGUUAGCUCUGGAGCGGAUGACAAGGAUCCUCUUCGUAUACGUCUAGAUGACCUGGAGCAUACGAUGGACCGUCUUCAUGCACUCACUAACUCCGCUCUUGAGACAACUCGCAUGGCGGAGGCCGAUCUCAAUCGCCGAUUCUCGUUGUUGAACGUGUCUCUCGCAAGCCGCUCUCAACCGGCAUCAUCGACGCUCCCCUCUAGCUCCGGUGCCUUGUCGUCAUACCUCCCUCCGAGUCUUUCACGGCCACCGCCAACAACGGAUCCACAGGACUUGCUGCGUGCGCUGUCUCGCAUCGAUGCCACACGGCCGCAUAAUAAGGUCGGCGAUGCGGCCAGACGAGCUGUCAGAGAGGUGCAGCGCGCUACGGACGCUUCAAGUGGUGUGGCGGAGAGGCGGCUAACGGGGGUUCCACCACCAACACCCCGUAAACCUCCAGGAACGCCGCGGAGGGCAACUACUCCAGGCAAGGGGAGGUGA
This is a messenger RNA of Fibroporia radiculosa, 1791 nucleotides long. RefSeq lists its product as uncharacterized. Gene Ontology annotation, biological process: cell division; mitotic sister chromatid segregation. The record is from RefSeq and is a predicted model, not a curated record. NCBI's taxonomy places the organism in Eukaryota, Fungi, Basidiomycota, Agaricomycetes, Polyporales, Fibroporiaceae. Gene Ontology annotation, cellular component: MIS12/MIND type complex. The transcript has 6 exons. The coding region runs from base 1 to 1791 and encodes 596 amino acids.